UCCCGGAUUGCGCUGAAAUUUUCCUUCUCGACGCAUGCGCCCAUGUUCGUAUAUCGGACGCUGACGGUCGGAUGAUCUAGGCCUAUUGGGCCGAAGAAACAAGGAUAAAUAGACAUAGCGAUACGUAUUUCGUUGUCUAGGUCCUUCGCGAAGCACGGGAGAUCAUGAGCAAGCAAGUCCUACAGCUGGAGCCUGACUCCGAGCUCCACUUCAAAGGCCCUUUCAAUGACGUGGUUACUUCUCACCUAAAGUUGUCCAACCCAACAGACAAGCGAAUCUGCUUCAAAGUAAAAACAACGGCACCGAAGCGCUAUUGUGUACGGCCCAACAGUGGAAUCCUUGAACCCAAGCAAGCCGUCCAAGUGGCUGUCAUGCUCCAGCCAUUUGAGUAUGACCCAACGGAAAAGAACAAGCACAAGUUUAUGGUCCAGACCAUGAUUGCUCCGGAUGGUGAUGUUAAUCAGGAUACUGUGUGGAGAGAUGCCAACCCUGAAAGCCUCAUGGACUCAAAGUUGAGGUGUGUCUUCGAAAUGCCAACUGAGGCUACUCCUCAGAAUAACCUAGACGUGAGCACGUCCCAUGGGGACGAGAAGGGAGCUGCCCCUAAGGGAGAGUGUGCCCCCAAAUCCCCCAAGGCUAGCAAUUUGGAAGCAGACCUGAAAAAAGCAACUGAGGAGUGUCGGCGACUGCGUGAAGAAGUAGCCAAUCUACGCCAGGAAAAUGCUGCUCUAAAGGAGGAUGGCCUGAGGCAGCGGAUGCUCCAAACUGCUGCCACAUCGGAGACUGUGACCUCCCAUGCAGCUCCGGAGACCACGUCGCAGAUGACACACCGUACCAAGGAGAUGUCAAUGGCUCAUUCUUCGGGCAUUUCUCCACUGAUGUUGACGCUCUUUGCCUCUUUCAUGGUGGUCAUUGGAGUGCUGGUCGGGAAGUGGUUCUUUUGAUCGCCCCCUUCUGCCACAAGAUGAGGCCUAUCCCUGUGUGGCACUCUCCCUGCCCUCACUCUCUACAACUAUCCUUUCCUCUGCCCAUCUCUUCUGCUGGCGGCAUUUCUUAACACAGAUGUUCAGUUGAAUGUGCAGACUGGUGCCUGCCAACAGUUGUGUUCCUUGUGGGCACCCCUCCAUGCAGCUUGUCGCCCAGUUUUUUCUACCUUUUUCUUUUUAAAUCUGUGAAUGUUGUUUGUGCACAGGCUAAAAGGUUUUCUCAGUUUGCCCAAGCUCUUAUGUAAGGCCUUAAAAGUUGGACUGCUUCUUUAGGGCCGGAACAGUGGUAUCACAAAUUAAAUUCAAAUAUUAAUGGUCUGUUUUGCACAUUUAACUCGUGAUGUUAAUUUUAUGGUAGUCUCCAAACAGCUCUGCCAUCUAUUUUAUGAGCGCUUGUGUGUAUGUGUGCCUGUGUGUUUGUGUGCAUGUGAGUAUGUCUGUGCAGCACUCUGGGCACGAUCUUCAUUCCCAGAGGCUGGAGGGUGCCCAGAAGGUUAUCACUGCUCCAUUUUGAGACUGAGUGAUCUGACAACACUGUUUGCACCAUAGGAAAGAGCAACCAGUACCCUUUUUUGCCUGAGCAGAUGUAGAUGGAAGGAGUGGAGGUGUGGGUUUUUGUUUUUUUCUCCUUCUUUAUUUUGUCUCUCUUCUCCCACGCUUUUCCUGGAUUCUGAGAAAGGACAGUAGAGAAGGGAGAACAUUGUCAAAGGGUGGCCACACCGCGUGUGUCUAGGGGCUAACUUCUGCAAACCCUCCCUCUUCGCGACGCUGUUUCUUUAUUGCACUAGAAGCAGACAGUGUUCAAGAAAAAAAUGUGAAAUAAAUUUUGUCCACUAAUGCA
Messenger RNA from Dermacentor albipictus, 1827 nucleotides. Its product is annotated as vesicle-associated membrane protein-associated protein B-like. NCBI's taxonomy places the organism in Eukaryota, Metazoa, Arthropoda, Arachnida, Ixodida, Ixodidae. Gene Ontology annotation, cellular component: endoplasmic reticulum membrane; plasma membrane. The record is from RefSeq and is a predicted model, not a curated record. Gene Ontology annotation, molecular function: FFAT motif binding. Gene Ontology annotation, biological process: endoplasmic reticulum membrane organization.